GCAUUUUAUUAUAUUCCUAAAUACCUUUAAUUAAUUAAUUCCUUUCGGUUUGUUUGUUGUUAGUUUUGGUGUUGGUUUACAUGGCGAGUCGAGUAUUUAAAGUUAUUUGUAUGAAGGAGUAUGUUCAACGUAAGUUCUGAGUGUGAUAAAAUCGAUUGGCACGAUAACCGUUUGGUUCCGGUUCCCAAGUAAUUGUUAAAUUGCAGUUUAGUUGUCCCCUAACUAUAAUGAAAUCCAAAGAAUGUGUAUUGAAAUUCUUGCGAUAAUGUACCUUACGACAUAGUUUUUUUAUUUUACGCAGUGCGCCUAUAAAGUAUGUAAAGCGCAUAUUUUAAGUAAAAAAUCUAGCGGUAGGGCUCUAAUUUUCGGCUUGGUUUGCUGUAGGCGGCUGUGAGUUUCGUGAAGAAACAAAUGAAUAAAGAAGCGGACAUUUUGUAAUUAAACUUUUCAUUCCAAGCCAAAAAUUCAACUUGGUGCAUCAGUCAGUUUUAUUUUUGUGAUUUCCUGAGAUUUAGCCGAAAAAUCAGUGAACCGCCGGUGAAAAUGGAUGAAGCUCAGGUUAGUUCUGCAGCUGAGUAUGGGGAACAGGAGAUUUGCGACUUACUGAGCCAUUUCUCUCAAAACACAUAUUCCGUAUCCAAAAACAGUACUGAGCCAAGGGCCUACAUAAAUGACGCUUUAAAGUUGUUUGAACGGGACUACUCAAUCUUCAGAGUUAAAAAUGAUGAAGGAAAUCUUUGUCCCCAAUAUCCAUCCAUAUUAGCGAUUCCUGAAUCACCCAGACAGGUUACCACAAUCUAUGAGAAUGAAGAUGAGAAUAAUAGCAAAUUAGAUUUGUCAGAAAUUGUCCCUUUGUUGGAUGGAUCUAAAUUGGCAAGAUGCAGACAGCGUUUUCCAGUUCCGGUGAUCUUGGUAAAUGGAAAAUACAUUUGCCGUUCCUCCACAUUGGCAUCUGAGCCAGAGAUAUGCUACAGAACAGGACUAAUAAAUGUUCCAGGGUAUGAGCUUUUACAGUCUGUGAAAGAAUUAUGGUGGCCCACUGAGGGUCUGACUCCUGUAGCUGAGACUAAUGAAGAAGCUUCCAAUGAACCAGGGCCUUUAAACAACGACAUAAGAGCGCAAACGAUCUGUGAUAAAGUGCGUGACUUAGAUAUUAAGCUGUUGAAGAUGUUUAAUGUGAAUACCAUUGUUGACAUUAUGGUUGAGAAGAGGAAGGUGAAACAUAGUUUGUAUGUGAGUGCGUCAGAAAAGGUAGAUGCUCAUCGCUAUGGCAGUUUUAAGUUGAUAUGUCUCCCUUACCCGGGCUGUGAGUUUUUUAAGGAUUACCAUGAUGCAAUGUUCAACCCUCAGGGCCUAAUUUUUGACUGGGAAAACCCGGCUAAUGAUGCAGUAUUAUCAGUUCCAAAUGAUAACAUCCUUAAGAACUUGUCCAUACCAUUUCACCAGUAUAAAGAGUGGGACUUAGUUAUUAUUACUCAGAAUUACAUUAAAUACGUGUUAAAACGUGUACAGGAAGAAAACACUGGAAUCCUAGUCCACUGUAUCAGUGGAUGGGAUAGAACACCCCUGUUUAUUUCUUUGCUACGUUUGAGCCUGUGGGCUGAUUAUUUAGUUCACCCCACUCUAAAUGAAUAUGAAAUACUUUUUUUCACCCUGGCAUAUGACUGGUACCUAUUUGGGCAUCACCUUUCCAACAGAAUCUACAAAAAGGAGGAAAUCAUGGCAUUUUGCUUCGACUUUCUCCGUUAUUUAGGAAGUGAGGAGUUUUCGAUUAAGACUUCCAAAAAGAAGUAUUCUGAGGAAGGAAAAACCGAUGAUUCUAGAAGUCCUUCAAGAUCAUCAACCUCAUCAUCUGCUGGCAUUGAAGAUAACAUGCAAAAAAAGAAACGAACACAAGCGAUUGAUAACUUGCUGCUAGAAGCAAGUGAGAAUUCGAAUGAUUCCUUUACGGUCGCCAUGGAUAUCUGCUCGGAGGAUAGCAAUAGCUCAGUCGAUCCGGAAAAUAUGAGCACUGGAACAGGAUUGCAAGCUCACAUGGCUUUACCAUCCGAUGAAACGCUUAUGGAAUGUAUGAAUUGCGACGAGUUACCAAUCGCGAAAGUAGUAUUGUCUGCUCCAACUGUGGGUAACAGAAAAACAUCUCCCAUUCCAGUGGGAGGGGCAUCGAGGCGUCAAAGGAGCGAAAGUACUGGAAGUAACUCCAGCACUAUUAGCGCCACUUGGCAGGUGAUCAGCGAAUGCGGUAGUGUGGAGAACGACCUGAAGUACAAACCACAGAGACAACAAAGACUGGAACGCGUACGCUCGAUCUUUAAUUCUUGCUACCAAAAAGCCGUAAAGUCCGAGAGUUUUGGCCCGCCGAAGAAGUGGAUGAUUGAAGAAAUCGUAGGCAGCCUCUCUCACUUCUCAGGAUGGUUUGAUAACAUCAAUGACGCGAACGGCAGCAGCGGCGACAAUGGAAAUCAAGUCAAUGGAAGCAGCGUCAACGGAGGCAACAUCAACACUCCAACGGGACUAAAUGUGGAAAUGAACGGCAACGGUACCGCUCACAAUGAAGGGCCAGUAGGUCAAAAUGGCAUUCCGUAUCUUGAGAUUACUAAAAACGGCGAUGCCAAAAUCGUCGAGAAGAGACUCGGCGAUUAAGUUCAAAUGUUGUAUUUAUUCCGUAAUAUUUUUUUUAAAGCAAUUUUUCUAGUAUUACGGUUUGUUUUCGACUGACUAGGUUUAGUAUUUAGUUACGCAACGGAUUGCUUUUGUAAUUCGCUGAUCAUCACUUGACAAGUUUUUCUUGCAUUUAUAUUUGUUCACGUUUCAUUUGAUGGUCGGUAUUUACUAAAGUUAAUUAUCAAGUAAGCCUUGGGUUCGUGAAAUCCUCUUUCUCAUUUAUCAAGUUAUUUUAACCUAGUUUUUCGAAUUUAAGUUAGGAUCUAGAAUUUGAGCGAUUUUUGAAAGCUUUUAAUAUCAAUAUUUAUUUGGUAAAUUUAAAGCGGGGAGUUUAGUCAUGUAAAAUGUAACGCAAAAUGGUAUUUCCUAAUUAUUUAAGUCUUGAUAUCUUCGGCAUAUUUUUGAUAAAGCAUUUACGAUGAUAUGCCUUUGAGAAAUUUACUAUUGACUGGAUAAAUGAGAAUGAGUUUUCCCUGCCAAACUAAAAAACAGAUGUGCCAUUGAUUUAUUACCUUUUAAGUCCGCAUUUGGUAUCCAUGGCUGAAAGAUACUGCCAAGCAAGCAACACAUACCAUUAUUAAUAUUGUUAUGUUUAUUAAAGUUAAAUGUCUAUUAUUUUUGUAACAAUCGUCUCAGCAAUAGAAAUGUUUGUUGUUUGGUUGACUUAGACUUAUGUGUAGUUCAAAUGAAGGUAAUGUUCCUAUAAGAAAAAAUUAACGUUUGACCAACCCGUUUCUUGGUAGUAGGUUUUAUUUUUUUUUUAGUAUAGACAUUAAUAUCUCAGGGAUUCAAACUUCUGUAUCAGUAAAAUAGUUAUUGCAUUUGUCGUAAAUACUCCAUUUUGUUACAGUUUAGGGCGUCAUCCUAUUAAUCGUAGUCACUUGUGAUAUGCUGAGAUGAUUUGUCGUUAUUUUUUUUAAAUAUGUUGUGUAAAAUGUUCUUUGACAUAAUUUUAUUUUUGAUAUUACGCAAGAGGUUUUAAACCCCUUUUUGCGCCUUACUGUUGACUUAAAGCUCAAAUUCUAGUUUGAAAUUAAAUGUGUUACCUUAU
Messenger RNA from Anthonomus grandis grandis, 3715 nucleotides. It is a transcript of the gene EDTP, whose product is annotated as myotubularin-related protein 14. Gene Ontology annotation, biological process: dephosphorylation. The record is from RefSeq and is a predicted model, not a curated record. NCBI's taxonomy places the organism in Eukaryota, Metazoa, Arthropoda, Insecta, Coleoptera, Curculionidae. Gene Ontology annotation, molecular function: phosphatidylinositol-3-phosphate phosphatase activity. The transcript is spliced from 10 exons. Bases 544 to 2643 code for a protein of 699 amino acids.